Molecule: messenger RNA, 914 nt
Organism: Clarias gariepinus (North African catfish)
Lineage: Eukaryota; Metazoa; Chordata; Actinopteri; Siluriformes; Clariidae
Product: CD209 antigen-like protein E
Exons: 5
Coding region: 1-771 (256 amino acids)
Biological process (GO): biological process involved in interspecies interaction between organisms
Cellular component (GO): external side of plasma membrane
Molecular function (GO): D-mannose binding; fucose binding
Source: RefSeq, a predicted model, not a curated record
AUGUUUCAGAGUUCUUCUGCGCGAGUGGAUGUGAUGGGGGCUGUCUAUGAGAAUGUAAAUGCCAUUAGAGGUCACAACCCUGACACAAAGACGGAAGAUGCAAAUAGAAGUCUGGAAGCACGACGCACAGGAGGAAGCACUGCAUGGAGCUGGUGUUACAGAGUGACUGCAGUGUGUGUGGUGCUGCUGUAUGUUCUCCUGCUGACUGCCAUCACAGUGCUCUGGAUCAAAUACAACAUCCUGACUACUGAAAACAACCAGUUACAGACCAGUUACAUCAACCUGACUAUAGAGAGAGACCAGUUACAGACCAGUUACAACAACCUGACUAUAGAGAGAGACCAGUUACAGAGGGAGACAGAUGGAUGUCUGGGAAAAUUUUGUGAUUUGUUCAAACGAAAGUGUUUCAGCUUCAACUCCAGUCUUUAUUUCAUGUCUAAUGAGAACAAGAGCUGGACUGAGAGCAGACAGGACUGCAGGGACAGAGGAGCAGACCUGGUGAUCAUAAACAGCAGAGAGGAACAGGAGUUCAUGGGUAAACAGCUGGGCACCUUUGAGGGUUGGAUUGGUCUGAGUGACAGAGAUACAGAGGGAGAGUGGAAAUGGGUGAACGGUACACCACUGACUACUGCGUCCUGGGCUAAAGGGGAACCGAAUGAUGUAGGUGAUGAAGACUGUGCUGUAAUUUUUAGUGCUCCAAAUGUGACCGUCUGGAAUGACAAGAAAUGCUUUAUUAAACAACCCUGGAUCUGCAAGAAGCAUUUUUCAUAGUGAAGUUUAUUAUUUUAUGUCAUUCUGUUUUGCCAGUACUGUUUCUGAGUGUGUGAGUCUUUGGAUCUAAGUCUCUUCGGUGGAGUGUUGAGCUUCAUUGGUGUUAUUUUAAUGUAGUUUAAAAAAAAAACAGAAUAACAGUA